CAGUCGUGAAGGGGUCUGUGCUGCUCUCCUCGCUCCCCCUGCAGGUCGCUGGAGCUCUCUGCUUACCAAAGCGCACUGAGUUCCGCUCACUCCGGCCAAUCACUGGUCCCGCUGUUCAGCACCAUUGCAGUGUGGGGAGAUCAUACGGAGGUGCAGCUCGCUGAGAGAGGGACCAUUCGGAGGAAAGAUACUCGACCAGGGUGACCGCUCUGGAAGAAUACUUCUCUCCUCCCCAGAGAAAGUCACCGCGUGUCAUUGCCAUAACCAGCCUCAGUGAAGGUGACCCUCAGUGAUUGACAGAUGUGUGACACUGUGGAGAACCAUUCGCCUCUCCCAGUGGAGAUCUGAGUUCUGGGACACUGAGGCAGCUGAGGGGGGGUCUCUGAAGAAGAUGCUGGGUUCAGAGCGCAGUGUUGUCGAAGAAUGGCUCUCAGAAUUCAAGUCCUUACCGGAAACCCACAUCCACAGCUACGCUGGCAGCCUUCACCUGAAGAAGACCCUGGUGCCAGCACUUUACAGAGUCAUCCAGGACCCCAACAAUGAGCUACUGGAGCCUGUGUGCCACCAGCUGUUCGAGCUGUACAGGAGCUCUGAAGACCGCCUGCGCCGCUUCACCCUGCAGUUCCUGCCUGAGCUGGUGUGGGUAUAUCUGCGUGUCACGGCCAGCAGGGAUCGCCAGAGUAACGGGUGCAUUGAGGCACUCCUACUGGGCAUGUAUAACCUGGAGAUUGUGGACAAGGAUGGCAACAGCAAGCUCCUCUCCUUCACAAUCCCAUCUCUGUCCAAACCAUCGAUAUAUCAUGAGCCUUCGAGUCUGGGAUCCAUGGCAUUGACAGAGGGAGCUCUCAGUCAACAUGACCUGAUCAGAGUGGUGUACAGCGGCCUCCACCCUCAGAGGGAGACCUUCACGGCUCAGAACAGGUUCGAGGUGCUGUGUUUCCUCAUGCUCUGUUACAAUUCCGCCGUGGUCUACAUGCCGCUAUCCUCCUACCAGUCAGUCUGCAGAAUGAGCUCAAGGUUGUGUGUAUGUGGAUUCCCCAGGCAGCAGCAGAAGCUUUGGAGGGAACCGUGCAACCGGGUGCUGCUGGACCCUGAGUUCAUGGUGCAGAUGCUGACAGCUAUUUAUCACGCCAUAUACAAUGGAGAGUGGGAGAUGGGGCAGGAAGCUCUGGAGGACAUUCUGUACAGAGCUCAGCUGGAGCUUUACUCCCAGCCGAUCCUGCUGGGGAACGCCAUGAAGAACUCGCUGCCAGAGAGCGCACCCAAUGAGCCACAGGGGCGUAAGGUGCUCCAGGUGGAGGUGACGCCCACCAUCAGCCGCAUCUCAAUCUCAGCUAUCACCACCGCCUCCAUACGACGCCACCGCUGGAAAAGAGAGGAUUGUUUUGACUACUCAACCGAUGCAGACUUGAGCCUCGUCGUCAAUCCUCCUAGCCUCGCCCAGCACCUCCGCAACAACCGCAACACAACCUGGGACCCCGCAGCCAAAGAGGAGCAAGGAGGGCGCCCUCCCAGCCACCACAGCAGCAGCAGCAGCAGCAGCAUCAUUCCCCCCAUCACAUUUGAGGAUGCCGAUGGUAUGAGUGGCGGGGAAGAUUCCUUCAACGUAAACGACCCAGACGAAGGCUUCUCCUCAGGGGCGUCCAACAGCAGCCAGCCCAGCGGCACCAAGCCGAGUGGCGGCGUGGGGACAAGGGGAGGCAGCUUGAACAGCAGCAGCAGCAGCAUCAAAAAAGCCAUCACAGCCCGGCUGACUCGCGACAAAGAGAAAGAGCGGGAAAAGGAGAGGGAGCGAGAGAGGGAGCGAGAGAAGGAGCGAGAGAAGGAGCGGGAGAAGGAGCAGGAGAAGCAGCAGGAGAAGCAGCAGGAGAAGCAGGCAGAUUUGGCCACAGAUCACCAGGCCGUUGUGUGGAGGCACCAUCAGAGGCAGCAGUCGCCUCCAGCCAGCAUCAAGCUGGACGCCAUCCAGCUGAGCCCCAUAAAGAAGCACCUGAGCUUCCCUGCGGGGCCCACACUGGUGCGGACUGGCAGCACCUCCUCCAGCAAGUCGUUUGACUGCAUGAAUUUCAACCUGAACGGAGGCGGUGAGGAGCGAGAGGAGGCGGCUGGUGGCUCCGACAGGGAGGGAGGGCUUCCAGCGGUGGGCUCUCACCGCCACUCCACCAUCAGCCUGAAGGAGGAGCACCUCAUCAGGCCAGAGGAUGCCCAGGACCUCCUCUCCCCUGGGGCACCGCUCACCAAGCAGUCCCGCUCCCCCAGCUUCAACAUGCAGAUCAUAUCACAGGUCUAAUGUGCAGUACAGGGCAUGCUAGACACACACACAUACACACACAUGCACACAUACAUGUGCACACACAAAUACCUGUUGAUAACACACAUCCUAGUGCAGUUUUUCUCUGCACCUCUUGACAGCCCCACUUGGAACAACCUCUGUCUACUUAUCUGUGUUGUAGCGUGUGUGUAUACGUGUCUGUGUGUGUGUUUGUGUGUGUUCGUGUGUGGAGACACAUCUUGAGGUCUCCAAAAGUUGUGUCUCCACCCUUUUAGCAUCCAUUAAACUUACAAUCAUGACCUGCAGUUGUUGCUGGCGGGCUCAGCGUCACUGAAAAUGCAACAAAGAGUAAAGUAGUGACUGAUGAACUGCUCUGACUACAGACUGGAGUGACAGUGACGAAGUGGAGCAUCCCAUGAUGAGAAACGAUGGAGAAAAGCCCCGUAAAGGAUGCAACGCUAGCUGUGGGAGAUAUGAUCUUUCAUUUUUUAUUUUAUUUUUUUAGUUCCUGACUGAAUCAGUCAAAAAUGAGUCAGCAAUAACACUUACCGUCACUCAUGUGGAGGAGAGCAGGGAGGACUGCUCUCUCUCCUCAUUCCUUCCCUUUCAUUCCCGGGCUCACGUGCAAUCAUUCUUACUGAUUAUCUUCCUCGUUAAUUGCUGUGUUUUAAUUCGGCAGAAACAUUUUAUUUAUCAGAUUACUUUACCUUUGUCUUUUUUUUUAAUCACAAUCCAAAGAAGGUAGUUUUUGUUUUACUUCACAUGCCUGACAAUGAUUCGGCAAAAAUCAGUCAGACCAAGAUGAUCUUAAAGUCUUCAGCCCAUACCCAUUUAUUAUUUCAUGUAACAACUUUGAUCUGUAGAAUCCUAAGAUUGUUUUCAAACCAAACUGGAAUGUGGUAAAGGUUUUGUCUUGCCCCAAAGUUUAAACUCGCCAAAUCUGAGGAAAUCACUACUGUGCAGCUACAAGAGAAGCUCUUGAUUUGCAGGUUUGAAGUGGAGUCUCGUGGGAGAACUGGAUGGAGAAAAAAAACGACGUGGACAGUGCAAGUCUGUGUCUGAAGCUUAAAGGCAAUGACUGUAUUUUCUAUUAGAUUGUUCUUGUGGUUCAAACCAUUUAAUAGGUCCUUCCAUCUCUUAAGCACUUGUUGGUGUGUUUCUCUGUCAAUGCUGUCGAUGGCCUGAACCGGCUGGGUUUAGCACCCUCUGGAGGCUUGCUGUAGUCACGACAAUGGUUCUGUGUUGUGUGCUCUGAUUGGAUGCUCAUGAAACAUUCUGUUCUACCUCAUUGUGUGUUCACCUGCCACUCAGACACCUGUCUCCCAAUCAGACGCAGGAUUUAAGAGCCCGUCUGGUUUGAAAACCAGAUCCCCCAAGGUGAUUGGGGGAUUUGAGUGUUGAUCAUUUGAGGAGUCAUGACUGAAUAUCUUGAUAUCUUGUCAUUUUUUAAAAUUCAGUUAGAUUGCAUCAUGCACAAAAAAAAUCAGCUGCGAAACAAGAUCACGACUGUCUUCAGGUUUUUUUCUGUCGUAUAUCAACUAACACUGGGAUUGACCUGAUUAUUUAAAUUCCGGAGAAAUGUCCUCCCCCUCCUUUUUUUAUGUAAUGAUUUCUAAAGUGCAAUUUUUUAAAAUCCUCAUGUGCAUGGAGGUGGAUCAUCUCUGCUGUUUAAAUGCCUGCGUCUGUGCACAGUGCUAGCUCUAGCCUUGUGUAGUGCUACCUUGCCCAGGCUGAGUGAUUUUGAACAUGGCGUGCUUGUCUGCAUGUUGUUGCCCCCUGCAAAGCACUGCUGUUUCAAAUGCACGAAACAGCCAACAAGCCAAACCCCGUAGUCCCAUCCUUGUCUUUGCCAGAUGUGCCAAAACACAUCCUCUCCUGAAGGAACUUAAUUUUGCUUGGGUGUCUUAAGUUACAAUGCCUUUUUUUCUUCUGUUCAUGGUUCUUACUUCAAAGGAAAGGGACGUAAAAAAAGGGACGCUUGGACGCUUGGCUCGACGUGCCCUUAGAUGCAGCUUCACCUUUAUUUUGCCAUGACUUCUCUUUUUACUGUAACACACGUAGUUUCACAAUCAUACUUAGCUGUUCACUUGUAAAAGCAGUAUAUUCUGUGUCUGUGUACUUACUGUGGAUGUCAGUUGUGGUAUUGCAUCUUCCAUGUCUUGCUCAUGUGCUCGUUUAAAUCGAGAAUGAAUGAUACGUGUAUAUAAAAAGUCAGUUCAGUCUGCAGUGAACCCCCCCCCCCCACACACACACUCAUGCUUCCUCACUGUGCUGGAAACACUCACAGCUGCUGCUCCCGGUCCUGAGUGAGUCCCUGUGUGCGCUUUAGCCUUAAGCAUUUCAGGCCAAAGAGCCUCAAUCGUCGACUCUUUGGCUUCUCGUUCUUGUCCUCCAUCCUCUUCUUCCUCCUUUUGCUGGAGUGAACUGUGGAGGAAGAAGAAGAAGAGAGGAGCACAGCUACAGUUCACACUCGCACCCGGCCUGUCUGCUGUCAUCCCUGUGUUGUGUGGCUCUUAUGAAGAGCCGUAAAUCCCAUUUUGCUGUAUUUUUGCUGUGAGCUGAGUGGCACCUUUUUUUUUUUGCUGUUUUUAAAAUCUGGUGUCGUGUUCAAGUCAUUAAUAUGAGUGCCCCUGACCAAGGUUACCAGCAGCCAUGUUGGUACAGUAUGUCAUCUUAGAGUAACGGAUAGACAGAUAUCCCUCGGUGUCUGAUGUUAUUUGCAUGUGAUCAGGGCGGGAAAUGAACGCCAGCUAUAGAUUGUAAUAAAACUUAACUGUGACUCUAUUUUGUCCAGAAAUAAACAAACAGAGAUUCACUUAUUAAAAAAACCCAAAAAGGCCAAUUAAUUGGUAAAAAUGAGUACUUGGUCAGAAGCUGUGGCUGGUGGACAAAGUUCAUUUCCUGUCCUGCAUGUGAUAACUGUGGACUUUGUUUUCUUACAGUAUAAUGCACUUUAAUCCAUCCACCUCUCUCCUCAAGAUAGUUAAUGAAAUGAUAUAUAUAAAUGUGCAAAUGUGUAUACACUCAAUGCAGGGUUUUAGUCUCUUUAAAGUAGUACUUAUGUGAUGUCACAUCCAACACAAUGCUAUUUUUGUUAAAGUCUAAGGGUACAGCUAUUUAUUUUUUCUUUUAAAACCAAAAAAAAAAAAAAGAUACGCGGUCUGGAAGGGUCUCAGGAGUUUAUAAAAAAGCCACAUUUUUUUAAACAUGGCAGCACCAAAAUUUUCAGUUCUUGAAGUCGGAAUUGAUUCUAUGCAACAUUUAUCCCCUUAUUUGAGUUUUUGGUGUACUGGCUUUCAUCGGUUCUUGCUGGGGUGGGGCAGCGCAGAUACAUUUCAGCUGAUUUUUAAGGUGCAAGUCCUCAACAGUGUCGUCGUCCCCCCCCAUUCAGCGAUUCUGUUUCUACACCCUUUGCGGUGCUACAGAGCGAAGGACCACUCUCAUGUAGGUGUACUGAAGAGGAACAUCCAUUCGUCAUCUGACUGCCCUCACAGAGAGUUUAGCCACACUUGGACUUUUGGUGCAUGUUUGAGCCCUUCUGUCAGUUUGCUGCUCGGUGGCUCAAAGACAUCGGUCGGUUUAUGAAAUCUAAACAGAUUAUCAACCAUGAGUCGAAUCUAAACGCUUCGCCGGAAGCUGCUGGACGAUGUGAUAACACUGUACUAUUGAUGUUGUAUAAAUGGAGAGAAAGACUUAUUUUAAAUCUUGUAAAUAAACGAUGUACAAAGGUGAAAGCAAGAUAAAUAUAAGAAACUGUCUGAGAUGUAGAAAGAAAUUAAUCUGUAUAUUGUUGAAUAAAUAUUGUGCCGUAAACAA
This is a messenger RNA of Notolabrus celidotus (New Zealand spotty), 6088 nucleotides long. RefSeq names its product protein FAM126B-like. The record is from RefSeq and is a predicted model, not a curated record. Gene Ontology annotation, cellular component: plasma membrane. The transcript has 13 exons. The coding region runs from base 392 to 2290 and encodes 632 amino acids. Lineage: Eukaryota; Metazoa; Chordata; Actinopteri; Labriformes; Labridae. Gene Ontology annotation, biological process: protein localization to plasma membrane; phosphatidylinositol phosphate biosynthetic process.